UGGGCUAGGAAGGCCCAAAGGCCACAGUUUUGUGAAAGGGUAAACCCUAGCACCGCCAGCACUGUGUAGGGUUUUUAACCAACUCUCGUUAUUUCUUCGAUUCGUGCAAUCCUGUCUUGGCCAUUUCCUUUUGUUUGGAAACGGAAUUAUCAUUAGACGCUGCAACCAUGGUGAAGUAUUCGAGAGAACCAGACAAUCCCACCAAGUCAUGCAAAGCCCGAGGCUCUGAUCUUCGUGUUCACUUUAAGAAUACCAGAGAGACUGCUCAUGCAAUUCGAAAGUUGCAUUUGGCUAAGGCUAAAAGAUACUUGGAGGAUGUUAUGGCACAUAAGCAAGCUAUCCCAUUCCGUCGUUUUUGUGGUGGUGUUGGGCGAACUGCACAGGCUAAGAACCGACAUUCAAAUGGACAAGGGCGUUGGCCAGUUAAAUCUGCAAAAUUUAUCCAUGAUUUGCUCAAGAAUGCUGAAAGUAAUGCAGAGGUCAAAGGUUUGGAUAUUGAUUCACUCUACAUAUCUCACAUCCAAGUGAACCAAGCACAAAAACAACGUCGCCGUACUUAUAGGGCACAUGGAAGGAUAAAUCCUUACAUGUCCUCACCAUGCCACAUUGAGUUGAUUUUGUCAGAAAAAGAAGAGCCUGUUAAGAAAGAGCCUGAGACUCAUCUGGCUCCUAGGAAACCAAAGGCCCAAGCUCUACGCAGUGGGGCUUCCUCCUGAAGGCAAGCAGUAAACAGGUCCUGAAAAUUGGCUUUAUCUGUUUCUUCUCUGCUGGAAUGCUGUCUCAUCAGUGACCUCUGCGUUUGUUUUCUGAGAUGUUUGUCCUAGAUCUUAUACUCAUUUAGACUCUUACUGUAAACUGAUCCCCCUACUCUGCAGUGGAUGGGCCAAAGAUUGGGAUAUGAAAGCUUUCUCUAAAAUUUUGAUAUUGGAGGUUCUGAAAAUUUUAAGCAGCUAUUUUUCGGAAUUUUAGUGUCUUUUAUUUUUACGAA
Messenger RNA from Jatropha curcas, 988 nucleotides. RefSeq names its product large ribosomal subunit protein uL22y. Gene Ontology annotation, molecular function: structural constituent of ribosome. Gene Ontology annotation, cellular component: cytosolic large ribosomal subunit; ribosome. The record is from RefSeq and is a predicted model, not a curated record. Gene Ontology annotation, biological process: cytoplasmic translation. NCBI's taxonomy places the organism in Eukaryota, Viridiplantae, Streptophyta, Magnoliopsida, Malpighiales, Euphorbiaceae.